AUGGUGCUUUCUUCCAACUGGCUACAACUUCAAAGCUCUCAGACAGCAAGCGAGUCCGGGAAGGAGAAUGAGAAGCGCCUACCUAAGACCAAGAAAAGCCCAGCGGCAACAACGGACAAACAUGCUGGCAAAGGUCACAAGCCUGUGAAAGUAGGCAAAACUCUUUCAAAGAUCAACAAGAAAGAUUUUGGUACUAAGGGUGGCAAGAAGAACAUCAUGACCAUGGUACACUCCAUGACACAUGAAAUGGAGCUGCUGGAGGGUCAAAAAACCAGGAACUCCGCAGUGCUGAAUGCACAUUCUGUUGAUGACCUUGAAAAGACUCUUCAAACUGCUGUAGGUGACCGGGGCCCUAGUCGGGCAUUGGAGGUUGGGAAAUAUGUUUCACUUGAUUGUGAAUUUGUGGGUGUGGGACCGGGCGGUGCAGAUUCUGCCUUAGCAAGAGCUACCCUGGUAAAUUACUUUGGACAUGUUGUGUUGGAUAUUUUUGUAAAACCUCAAGAAAAAGUUACUGAUUGGAGAACAUGGGUCAGCGGGGUACGACCCCAGGACAUGCAGCACGCCGUCGUAUUCUCAGAGGCGCAAGAACGGGUAGCCAAGACGUUAGAAAAUCGAAUUUUAGUCGGCCACUCUGUUGCGCACGAUCUGCAAGCACUAUUUCUUUCUCACCCACGUACAAUGAUAAGGGAUACCUCAAGGCAUCUCCCUUUUAGGAGGAAAUACGCUGGUGGCAAGACUCCUAGUUUAAAGAAACUGUCAAAGGAGAUUUUAGGCCUCGAGAUUCAGGGAUCCGAACACUCCCCAAUUGAAGAUGCUAGGGCGACGAUGUUGAUUUACAAAUCUGAUCGCAAGGAGUUCGAAAGAUUGCAUCAGAUCAAGUUUGGAUCAGGAGGUAAACAUCUAAAAUGA
This is a messenger RNA of Lachancea dasiensis, 909 nucleotides long. NCBI's taxonomy places the organism in Eukaryota, Fungi, Ascomycota, Saccharomycetes, Saccharomycetales, Saccharomycetaceae. The record is from the annotation of a GenBank genome assembly.